AUGUGUGGUAUUUGUGCUUUCUUUAGAUAUCCCGAGGCCGAGGAGUUCAAGUCCAAGGCGCUCCAGCUGUCAAAGCGGAUUCGUCAUCGUGGUCCUGAUUGGAGCGGUAACUUCAUUGCCAACAACACGAUUCUCGCACACGAGCGAUUAGCUAUUGUUGGUUUAGAUACUGGAGCUCAGCCUAUUACCAGUAAGGGCGAGGAGUUUGCUUUGGCUGUCAAUGGUGAGAUCUAUAACCACCAGGCGCUAAGAAAAGAAUUUGCUGAUUACGAAUUCAAGACUCAUUCAGAUUGUGAACCUAUUAUCCCUCUUUAUAAAAAGUAUGGUGCUGAUGCUCCUAAAUACCUCGAUGGUAUGUUUGCAUUUGUUCUUUAUGAUGUCAAGAAAGACCGUAUUAUCGCUGCUAGAGACCCUAUUGGUAUCACUACUCUGUAUAUCGGCCGUAACUCGAAAUUGCCAGAAACUGUGUUUUUCGCUUCUGAAUUAAAAUGUUUGGUCGAUGACUGUGAUACUAUUGAAGCAUUCCCUCCUGGUCAUGUUUAUGACUCUGACACCGACAAAAUCACUCGUUACUACGAACCUGGCUGGUGGGAUGCUUCAAAGAUCCCUACUAAACCUGUUGAUUACACUCUAUUGAGAGAGACUCUUGAAAAGGCUGUUAGAAAGAGACUUAUGAGUGAAGUUCCUUAUGGAGUUUUACUUUCUGGUGGUUUAGACUCGUCGCUUAUUGCUGCCAUUGGUGCCAGAGAAACCAACAAGGCUGCUCCCGAGUCUGCUGUUGAUCAUCAUUUGGCUGGUGUUGAUACUCAAGGUAACCUGGUUAACACCAGUGGAUCUAGACUGCAUUCGUUCGCUAUCGGUUUGCCAGGUGCUCCCGAUUUGAUUGCCGCUAAGAAGGUCGCUGAAUAUAUUGGAACUAUCCACCAUGAACACACUUUCACUCUUCAAGAAGGAUUGGAUGCUGUUCGCGAUGUUAUCUACCAUUUAGAGACUUUCGACGUCACCACUAUUAGAGCAUCUACUCCUAUGUAUCUAUUGUCACGAAAGAUCAAGGCCCAAGGUGUCAAGAUGGUUCUUUCUGGUGAGGGAUCUGACGAGAUUUUCGGUGGUUACCUUUACUUUGGAGCUGCUCCUUCGAAGGAGGACUUCCACCAGGAGUCUGUUUCUCGUGUUAAGAACUUGCACUACGCCGAUUGUUUGCGUGCUAAUAAGUCUACCAUGGCCUGGGGUUUGGAGGCCCGUGUUCCUUUCCUGGAUAAGGAGUUUUUGGAGGUCGCUAUGGCCAUUGACCCUCAAGAUAAGAUGAUUGUGCCUUCCGAGAAGAAGAUCGAGAAGUAUAUUCUCCGUAAGGCUUUCGAUACCGGUGACUACCUGCCAAGCGAGAUCCUUUGGAGACAAAAGGAGCAGUUCUCUGACGGUGUCGGUUACUCAUGGAUCGAUGGUCUUAAAGACACUGCUAACAAGGUUGUUUCUGACGAGCAAUUUGCCAAGGGCGCUGACUUGUGGAAGGACGACGUUCCCACUACUAAAGAGGCUUUCUGGUACAGAACCAUGUUCGACGAGCUUUUCCCUCAACCUGCUGCUGCCAGCACGGUCAUGAGAUGGAUCCCCAAGGCAGACUGGGGCUGUGCUGAGGAUCCUUCUGGCCGUUACGUCAAGUCUCACGAAGCCCAUGUUGAUGAAAGCGCUUAA
This is a messenger RNA of Sugiyamaella lignohabitans, 1692 nucleotides long. It is a transcript of the gene ASN2, whose product is annotated as asparagine synthase (glutamine-hydrolyzing) 2. NCBI's taxonomy places the organism in Eukaryota, Fungi, Ascomycota, Dipodascomycetes, Dipodascales, Trichomonascaceae. The transcript has a single exon. Gene Ontology annotation, molecular function: asparagine synthase (glutamine-hydrolyzing) activity. The record is from RefSeq and is a predicted model, not a curated record. The coding region runs from base 1 to 1692 and encodes 563 amino acids. Gene Ontology annotation, cellular component: cytosol.